Molecule: messenger RNA, 1815 nt
Organism: Tetrahymena thermophila SB210
Lineage: Eukaryota; Ciliophora; Oligohymenophorea; Hymenostomatida; Tetrahymenidae
Product: TCP-1 (CTT or eukaryotic type II) chaperonin family, alpha subunit
Exons: 7
Biological process (GO): protein folding
Cellular component (GO): chaperonin-containing T-complex
Molecular function (GO): ATP binding; ATP hydrolysis activity; ATP-dependent protein folding chaperone
Source: RefSeq, a predicted model, not a curated record
AUGAAAAUAUCUAAAAUUUUAAAAAUUAAUGAUUAAAAAAAUAAAAAUAAAUAAAAAUAAAAAGCAAAAAAAUACAAAUAAUCUUUAAACAAAAAAAAGAAUUUAUUCAUUCACAAAAAUAAAGCAAAAUCAACUCUAGUUUAACUAAUUAAAUAUAGUAUUCUAAAUAAAAUGGCUCCCUCUGUUGGUAUUUUAGGUGAAAGAGAUUAAGGUCAAGAUGUCAGAACCAAUAAUGUUACUGCUGUCAUGGCUAUUGCUAAUAUUGUUAAAUCUUCUUUGGGUCCUCAAGGUCUCGAUAAGAUGCUCGUCGAUGAAGUCGGUGAUGUCACCAUUACAAAUGAUGGUGCUACCAUUUUGAGACAAUUAGAAGUUUAACACCCUGCUGCUAAGGUUAUUGUUGAAUUAUCUUAAUUAUAAGACAAGGAAGUUGGUGAUGGUACUACCUCCGUUGUUAUUUUGGCUGCUGAAUUAUUGAAGAGAGCCAACGAAUUAAUUAAGAACAAGGUUCAUCCUACUAACAUUAUUACUGGCUUUAAGAUUGCUGCUAAGGAAGCUUGCAACUACAUUAAGGAUCACCUUGCUAUUUCAGUCGAACACCUCGGCCGUGAAGCUCUCAUUAAUGUUGCCAAGACUUCCAUGUCUUCCAAGCUUAUUGGUCCCGAAUCCAAUCUUUUCUCUUCCAUCGUUGUUGAUGCUGUUGAAACCGUCAAGAUGACUAACCUUUCAGGAGAAACCAAGUAUCCUAUCAAGAACGUUAAGAUCGUUAAGAGUCACGGUUAGAGCACUUUAUAAUCCUAAUUAAUUAAAGGUUAUGUUUUACAAACUCAAAGAGCUGAUCAAUAAAUGAAAACUAGAAUCGAAAAAGCCAAGAUUGCUUUACUUGACUUCAACUUAAACAAAUUCCGUUUACAAAUGGGUAUAUAAAUUUUGGUUAACGACCCUAAGAAUUUGGAAAAGAUUCGUUUCAAAGAAUGUGAAAUUUUGAAAGAAAGAUGUAAGAAAAUUAUUGAAGCUGGUGCCAACGUUAUCGUCACCUCUGCUGGUAUGGAUGAUGUUGCUACCAAGUACCUCGUUGAAGCUGGUGUCUUAGGUAUUAGAAGAGUUGAUAAGCACGAUCUCCGUAGAAUCGCCAAGGCUUCUGGAGCUACCGUUGUUACCACUUUGGCUACUCCUGAAGGUGAUGAAGUUUUUGAAGCUUCCUACUUGGGUGAAUGUGCUGAAGUUUACGAAGAAGCUGUUGGUGAUAACGACUGCAUCUUCUUUAGGGGAAUGAAAAAGUCUAACUGUGCUUCCAUCAUCAUUAGAGGUGCCAACGAAUUUAUGUGCGAAGAAGUCGAUAGAUCUUUACAUGACUCUCUCUGCGUCGUUAAGAGAACCUUAGAAUCUGGAUACGUCGUUCCUGGUGGUGGUGCUGUUGAAAUUGCUUUGAGCAUUAAGUUAGAAGACUUCGCCAGAACUUUGGGUAACAAAGAAUAAACUGCUGUUGCUGAAUUCUGUGAAGCCUUAAACAUUAUUCCUAAGGUCCUUGCUGCAAAUGCUGCUCAAGAUGCCACUGAAUUAGUUUCUAAGUUAAGAGCCCUCCACGCUGCCUCUCAAUCUUCCGAUGAUCCCACCAAGAAGGAACUUAAAAACUGCGGUCUUGACCUCUCCCUCGGUAAAGUUAGAAACAAUGUUAAGGCUGGUGUCCUUGAACCUAUGGUUUCUAAGAUUAAAUCUCUUAGAUUUGCCACUGAAGCCGCUAUUACUAUUUUAAGAAUUGACGAUAUGAUUAAAUUAAAUCCUCAACAAGAAGAAUUACCUCAAGGAAGACAUUGA